AUGGCCGGUCCGAACAACGGACUCGUUCUAUAUCACUACUCAUUCUCCCCAUUUGCCAGGAGAAUCCUGUGGUAUCUCAGCCUCAGAGGUUUGGACUAUGCUGAGUGUAAACAACCGCCGGUCAUGCCUCGACCGGAUCUCAGUGUCUUGGGUGUCAAGUACAGAAGAAUCCCUGUAAUGACCAUCGGCCGUGAUGUCUACUGCGACAGUCGCAUCAUCCUUCGCAAACUGGAAGAGUUGUUCCCAGAGGGCGCUCUGGGUGCAUCAAGCGGCGAAGAGAAGGCCAUUGAGAAAUUUCUGGAGAUCUGGAGCAUAGAGGGAGGGCUCUUCACACGGGCAUCGCAGCUGAUCCCGACAAGCAUGCCGCUUUUGAACGACCCCAAAUUCACCAAAGACCGAGAAGAGUAUUCUGGCCGACCAUGGAGCAAGGAACACAUUGCCGAGAAUAGACCGGAGGCUUUGGCAGCCAUCAGAAGCGGAUUUAAGUUCCUCGAAACCACUUUGCUGGCUGACGGGCGGAAUUGGGUACUCAAGACGGAAAAGCCGACUCUGGCCGACAUUGAAGCUAUCUGGACCUUUGAUUGGUUGAAUGGACUAAAAGGGGCUCUUCCCCGGGAGUUGAUCUCUGACAAGAAAUAUCCCAAGGUAUUUGCGUGGAUUGCCAGGUUCAAUGAUGCUCUCAAAGUUGCCAAAGCCCAGGCGCCGAAACCGGCCUCUUUGAAAGGUGACGCUGCGGCUGAGCGGAUCCUCAACGCUUCCUUCGUGGACAAGGACUUGGGCGUCGACCCCGCAGAUCCUCUCGGUCUGCCGCAAGGGACUGAGGUGGAAGUGUUUCCAAUUGACUCAGGCACCCAACAUCAUGAUCGCGGCCGCCUUGUUGGGUUGACAGAGGAUGAAGUUGUCCUGAGCACCCAAGCCAAGGGUAAGGAAGUCCGCCUGCAUUUCCCCCGGACCGGGUUCCGCAUCAAAGCAGUCACUGGUGGAGGUGCGUCGAAACUGUGA
Molecule: messenger RNA, 1002 nt
Organism: Fonsecaea pedrosoi CBS 271.37
Lineage: Eukaryota; Fungi; Ascomycota; Eurotiomycetes; Chaetothyriales; Herpotrichiellaceae
Exons: 3
Coding region: 1-1002 (333 amino acids)
Cellular component (GO): cytoplasm
Source: RefSeq, a predicted model, not a curated record